This is a messenger RNA of Hansenula ciferrii, 1851 nucleotides long. RefSeq names its product Nba1p (gene NBA1). The coding region runs from base 1 to 1851 and encodes 616 amino acids. The transcript has a single exon. The record is from RefSeq and is a predicted model, not a curated record. Lineage: Eukaryota; Fungi; Ascomycota; Saccharomycetes; Phaffomycetales; Wickerhamomycetaceae.
AUGGGGACUCUAAGGGAUAAAGCUAAUGAAGUUUUAACAAAUUCUUCUUCAGAUAUUCAAAGACAAUCUUCAAAAGGUUCAAUUAGUUCUACAACUUCAAAUUUGUUAAAACAAAAUAAAGAAAACAAUUCAUUUGAUAAUUUAGAAGCUACUGCUCAAAAGGAAAGAAAUAGAUUAUCAAGUAUGUUGGAUAGUUAUAAAAACAGUUCUGAAGUUACUCAAAGUACUACAAAUGAUACUGCAUCUUUUAUAGAUGCUGAUGAUUUCAUUAUCAAUAGAAAAUCAAUAGAUGGUCAACAAAGAGAUUUCAUAGUUCCAGUUAGAAAGACUCAAUCAAGAUCAUCAGAAAAUGAUCAUUUUGAAUUUGAAAAAUCUGAUCAAGCUGUUAAUAGCUCAUCAAAUCAAAGAAUUCCUUCAACUAUUCAACUUUCACCAAGUUUAAAUGUACAAAAUAAUGGAGCAUUCCCAUCUCCAACUUCUCAAAGAAGAUCUUUGUAUUCAGAUUAUGCACCAAGUAUUCAUGAAGUUAAUAAAGUGGCUUAUGUGGUUGAUGGUAGUGAUCAAUAUGAUGAUGAUAAAAUUAGUGAUGAUAUUGAUGAAGAUUUACCAGUGGAAAAUGAAUUAAAACCUACAAAUAUUCAAAGAAAACCUUCAGUUAUUAAAGUUAGUAGAAAUUCAUCAAAAAACAGUGGGAAAGUUACUACACCAGAUCAACAACAACAUAUUAAAAAUAAAGAAAGUCUUGCUUCUUAUUAUUCAAUUGCUCAAAGCGGUAGUGGAUCUUCAAAAUAUCCAGAAUCAACAUAUAGUACUACAAGAGAUUCUCCUAUUGGCGAUAUGAAUGAUCAAAAUUCAUCAAUUUCUAAUCAACAACAACCUCCAAGUCAUCCAGAUAUACAAAAUAAUCCUUAUAAAUCCUCGCCAAGUGGUAAAAUUCCAGAAGAAUCAGAAUCAACAUCAUCAUUUGAAUUUAAUAUUGGUCCUUUAAAAACAACAAAAGAAUCAAGAACACCAAUUGCAGUUGAUAGAUCUCAUGUUACAAGUAUUGAUCCUGCAAUUCCAUCAAGAUCAAGAAGAAGACCUGUUAGUCAAGCUUUUAUUAAUUCACCAAUUAAUAAAUUAAAAACAGAAACAGAUGCAAAUAGACCAAGAUCUGUUGAUUUAGGUGAAAUGGAUAAUUUAAUGUCAGAAUUAAAUAGAGAAAUUUAUAAUUCACCAAAUGGUCGUAAACAAAAUUUUUCUGAAGAAAGUGGUUUCCAAACUGCAAAAGAUUAUGGUCAUAGUAGACAACAAUCAAAUGUUGAUUCUAUAAGAUCUAAUGCACAAGAUAAAUCAAUUAAAAGACCAUUACCACCACCACCUGUACCAAAACAUGAAAAAAAACCAAGUGUCAGUUAUGAAGAAGAACAAAUGAACCCAGAACCAUCAUUAGAACAACCAAAACAUCAAGUUGAACAUCAUGAACAUAAACGUGAUGUAUCAACAACUCAUGAUGAUGGAUUUGUUACAGAAGAUGAAGAUGCAGAAACUAAGAGUACAAAAGCUUUAAAAAAGAAACAUCACAAGAAAUCAAGUGAAUCACAUCAAAAAAAAAGAAGUAGUUCAAGUUCUGCAUUCAAGAAAGGUCAUUUUAAUCAUGAAACUUUAACUCAAUUAUUACAAGUUACAGAGGGGACAAUAAUUGGACAAGAGUUCCAAAAUAUUGGUUUGGAAUCAACUGAAAAACAAUUAUUAGAAAGAUUAGUUGAUUCGCUAUCAAGAUUAACUGCUGAUAUGGUUAUUGAUUCUGAUAGACAUGAUGAAAGUGUUAAAAGAUUGAAUAAAGCUAUUAAGGCAUUAGAAGGGUUUUAA